Phyllotreta striolata is the source of this 1673-nucleotide messenger RNA. Lineage: Eukaryota; Metazoa; Arthropoda; Insecta; Coleoptera; Chrysomelidae. The record is from the annotation of a GenBank genome assembly.
UUCAUUUGCGUGGAGCAACGGAAAACGGAAGGUGCUCCGGCCUAGCUGCGAGUUCAGUGUGGUGGAAUUUUUCCUAAAGUGCUAUCGUUAUUAAUACAAAUCGGUUACGAUUGAUUACAUGAAGUAGAAAUGAAACGAUUACUUUUUAUGGUAGCACUGAUUGCUUGCGUAAUAGAUGCUCACAGUUUGGAGCUAGUCAAUCAAUGGGGCUUCCUGAAUUUCGAUUUCCCUCCAAAUUUCGAUCUGAAAUUCUUCAGACCUGAAAAUUCAGUUUUAACUGGUAUGGAAAUAACAGAUGAUCGAAUAUUCCUGGCGAUGCCUAGACUUAGGUCGGGCGUGCCAGCUGUACUUUCCACUAUUCCCCGGAACACUCCGGGAGGAUCCAGCCCAAUUUUACAGGCGUAUCCAGAUUGGUCAAUGCACGGAGCAGCUACUGGAAACUACAAUUGCUCCGGACUAAUAUCGGUUUAUAGAAUCCGAACGGAUUCCUGCAACAGGUUAUGGGUGCUCGAUUCAGGUACAGUGAACACCCUCGAAGAUUUCACCGUCGUUUGUCCCCCAAAACUCCUCAUUUUCGACAUCAAAACCGACCAAAUCGUCCGCACCGUAGUGUUCCCCAAAGAAGUUGUACGACCAGUCUCAGUUUUCACCAAUCUCAUUAUAGACGAGAGUUUACAAGGGAAAUGCGACUCGGCUUUCGUCUAUAUCAGCGACACUGUGGCGGGAGGAAUAGUCGUUUACGACGGCGCCACGGACAGAACGUGGAGAUUCUCCGAUCCAUCGAUGUUUCCCAAUCCGGACCACGCUACUAUUAGCAUCGUAGGCGAGAGGUUCACGCUAAUGGACGGUGUAAUAGGAUUAGCGCACUCGCCGCAACUAGCGACGUUGUUUUAUCAACCUGUGGCCUCCGACAGGAUAUUCAGCGUGCCGACGUCGGCCCUUACUAAGGGCCCACCGGCGGAAUUCGAGGAGUUUCCCGUAAGGGUGGCCGGUAGAAAAUCAUCGCAGGGACUUCCUUUGGCCAUGAACGAGCGGGAGAAUGUGCUGUAUUUCAGCCCUUUCAGCGAGACCUCGUUGGCUUCGUGGAAUGUGCUCACCAACGAGCAGGAGAUUUUGGCGUCGGAUCCGUCGGUUCUUCAAUUCGUCGCGGAAAUACGGUGGAAAUCAGAAGAUGGUAGCGUGUACUUGCUGGUGACGCGCUUUCACAAGUUUUUCAGAAGGACCGUUUCGCAAAAUGAAGUAAAUUUGAGGAUACUCAGGUUACCAGCUAAGCGAGAGUUGCCAAAGAAUUUCGAUCAUUAUACGAGUGUAACCUCAUCGCCGGUUUUCCCUAGGUUAAAUCACAAUUUUUAUUUCAAAUAAUGUAACGUGUUAUAUUAGUAUUUUGGAAAAUUAAAUACAUGUAGGUACUCUUUGGAUUGAAUAACUUUGUUAAUUUUCAAACGCAAAAAUCGAUUAAGUUUCCCGAGUGAACGAAAUAUGCCCAUUCCCAACAGGAGCUACAUGUUCGUAACGAGUGUUUUACGUAUACAAAUUUUAAAUUUACUAUGCUGUAAAUCAUAAAAGGUUUGUAUUAAAAUGAAGCAUCUACCAAGUUAUAUACGUACCUAAACAUAUAAAAGCACUUGUUUACUUAAAAUUGUAAUUACUCUACUUUCAAAACAAAAGUUUAU